CUAGCUUUGUGCUCCUCAACACCUUGUCCAAUAAACAGUCCAGGUGUGGCUUCUAAUUUGGAAUCUUGACUGGGAAUUGCUGUACCGGAAGUUGUCAGGUGCGCGCAGAGUAACCAGGGCAGAGAGACAAAAGCUGUCCAGUUGAAAUUACGAACAUUAGCGGCGCAUCCCGAACCGAUGAUUGGUGGCGUGAGGCGUUUGUCUUGAAGGAAGCAGCGCGCAGGCGGAGGACGAUGCUCGCGUCUGCGCUGCACCGCUAGCGGACGCUGCUCCACCACAGCGUCGGUGAAAGUGGAAAACGUCCACCCUCUCCAUGGUUGGAGCUCUCUCAACUGUCUCAACAGCAAGCUGAAUUCGGGACGAGGUAAGAGCAAACAUGUACCAGCUUCCAGUGGGGAACAUUGAAAAGAUCCGAAAGGCAAGAAGAGCAGUGAAAUCUAUCCUGAGUGAAAUUGGCCUGGAAGACUGUCAGAGUUUUUUAAAGGAUCACAAUGAAACAUCGGUGGAGAACUCGGAAGAAAAUGUUGCUUUUGCUGGAACAGAAUGGUGUGAUAUAACAGAGGACUAUACCCGACCAAGAAAGUGGCCGUAUCGGUCUCGAACACUGUGCUGCGCAAUUUGCAAGUACUCUUCACAAAGCCUCCACAACUUCAGGAGUCACGUCUCACGCUGCCAUGGAGAUGAGCAGUCCGCUUGCGCGCUGGUGCCCUGCUCUCUGUGCCUCUUUGUCGGCCACCCCCGGGCCGUCAAGAGGCACACCAUAUUUUUUCACACCAAAAGCGGCCAACCGGCACAGCUGGCUAGAGAUGGGUCGGUGUCGGCGCAUCGUGGAAAUGAGCGGUAUCAGUGUCGCCGGUGCGGAUUUCCCACCUCUUCCGUAUUUGCUGUGAAGAAACACAUCAUUCUCAAACACCUGGACUCUUUGGCGGAGCGGUUCAUCGGUUUCAGAUUUCAAAGCCCAGGCUCCACUGUUAAGAUCUACUGCUGCAAAGUGUGCAAAGUCAACACCGGGACUCUUGACCAGAUGUUGCACCACAUGCUGGUGGAGCCCACACAUUACACUGUCAACGCGCAGGUACAGACUUUGAUCCAAGAGAAUAAGAACUAUAGUAUUAAAGGUGCGCACAACGGCAACGGUAUGUUUCUGACAUUUCCGAAUAUCGUCCCCAAGCCGCCGCAGCAGCAAGUUUACAACAAUAAGGCACUAGUUGUACCAGCCAACGGCCAACCUGCGGGGGCCAUAUUGACGCUGCAGCAGGUACAAGGUGCGCAAAACAACACAACACUGAUCUGCGCUCCAGGAAACAACCAGACCUUUCUCCCCCCGCAGGCCUCGGCUCUCGUGCAGUUAGCUAGCGCAGAGGCCAAAGGGUUGCUUCAACCUGGCGCGACCAUUGCCCUCCGCAGUGCGUUACCCCAGGCGUCGUCAGUGGUCCAGCUCCCCACCAUGUCUAAUGUUGCCUUCGCCCCCGCCCAGACCCCUACACAGACUCAGAAGCCUCCACAACCCCCGCCACCGCUUCUUCCAACUGGACUUCAUUCUAGCGCGACAGCUCAGUCAGUGCCUGCUCCUAAACCCACUGCCCCUGCUUCAAACGCAGGAGUACUUCCGGUCGGCCUUCCAGGCUCUAUGAUGACCUCCCAGUCUUUACUGAACCAUCUGAUCCCAACUGGGAACAAAGUAAACGGCAUGGCAACAUACACUUUUGCUCCACUGGUGACAGCAAAACCAAGUCAGAACACUGGUGGUCCGCUCAGGCCUGUGGAUCAGUCCGGCAACACCUCUGUCCAAACAAAGAGGUGGAUCACCUGUCCUCUUUGCAAUGAGAUCUUCCCGUCCAACGUGUUUGACAUGCAUAUGGAGGCCGCACACAAAACCAAGUCCUUGUCAUCAAAGUGGGAGAGUGUUGCUGCUCAAGCGUCGUUCCUGAGGAAGAUGGCGGACAAGUCGGUCAAGUGUCUCAAGUGCAGAGUUUUGCUGUCGGACAAGACCGUGUUUCAGCACCUGCUGCAUGGACUCAGCUGCCUGUCCUGCAACAUGUUGUUCUUUUCCAUCAGGCAGCUGGUGGAACACAUGAAGCAGCACAAUUCCUCCAGCAAGGCCUACAGUGAAUUCCUGAGACAAAAGUACAAAGUCUACACCAAGAACAACGGCGGCAUCUUGUUUCCUUACUUUGAUGCCCAGACCAGUGCGCCUGCAGAGGUCGUGGGAGACAAGGAGGUGAAUCUGGUUGUUGUCACGAACUCCCUCGAGCUCAUCUAUGUCAAGCUGCUGCCGAACAACCAACUGGAAAGCUGCUCUUCACCUGCCAAGUUCAACAGCUCCUCCUGCCCCUUCUGUGAUGAGAAGUUUGUGGAUGAGUUGAGACACGUUGAGCACUUGAAACAAAAACACUUGGUAGCACCAACUAUUCAUGCCAUUCUCAAAACCGAGGCCUUUAAGUGCAUAUACUGCAGUGGCGUGUACACUGGAAAGGUCACCCAGCAGGCUGUGAUGGUGCACAUUCUAAGAUGCAGGUGUUCACCGAAACAACCCGCUAAAAUAGUUGCUCCACCACCAUUGCCGCCGCCGCCGCCACCACCACCUCCCCCGCCACCAGCUCCGGCACCAGCGCCCAAACAGUUACUGAAGAUAGCUCCACAAUCUGGUCUCUACUUCCUCCAGGUGCCUCAAGGCGUGACGGUGAAGCCAGCUCUGGCUCCACGACUGGUCACAACUAAACCUGCGGUUCAAACGCCCCAAAACCAAGCCGAGUUGGAGUCGGCAAAGAGGCUGGAGGUUGCGUGGAAGAUGGUGCUGGCUGCCAACAAGCGAGAGCGAGAGGAGAAGGCUGCUUUGAGGAAGAAGCGUGAGCAGGAGAAACUGCAGCCCCCUCCGGAGCCCGAGGUCCAAGUUGACCCGAAAGUGAAACUGAUGCUGGAGCCCACCACUGUGGAGCGACGCAGCAACGACGAUCGGCGGGAUUUCAUAUCGAAAUACUUCAAUCGAAACCCAUACGCAACCAAAUCGGAGACCGAAGAGCUGAGCAAACGCCUGUCACUGUCCAAAUCAGAGCUCGGAGCUCACUUCAGCAAGCGCCGCAGCAAAUGCAUGAGGAACAUGAAGAGACACACGCCGGUCGUCCUCCUGGGCUUCAACAUGACGGAGCUGAGCAAGCUCAAGCACAACCUCAUUAUCCCUGAGCAGAAGCCCGCAGACACCGGGGAGCGAGCCGAUCAGGAGGAGGAAGAGGAGGAGGACGAGGACAGCGGUGGAGAGACGGUCGCGGAAGCUGAAGAGAUGGAUCACAGCCAAAGUUAAAACUUUGCCCUCCAUGACUGAAAAUAAAAACUAACUCAUCAUAGCCUUUUUUUUGUCAAGUCACUCGCAUUCUGCUGUCAGACGUAGCCUUUCCUUGUCUUGAGGAAAAUGUCAGAUCAGUGGUCAGUUUGGAUUUCCAUAUCCACUUAAGGACGCUUUUAUUAAUAUUUAUAUCUGUUCCACGGCAUAAUAUUAUUAAAUUGGUGAAUAUUAAUGGCACUCUUCCACCUGCUAGCUGCACUCCUAUUGUUUUGAAAUACUUAUUUUUGCAUUUUUUUUUGUUUUUUUUUACAUGUAGACUGUUGCUCUCAGCUAGACAUGGAAAAAGGACCUACCUAACUGUUACCUGUUGUUAACUGUACUAUUUAUUCAGGAUCUUCAGAGCACUGAACAGUCAAAGGGAAGUAUACUGGUGGAAUGCUCAACUUGCUGCAGUGAAGCCCAAAUCUAAAGAAUGUACAGUUGCCGGGGUAACCAUAUAAUAAGUUAGUAAUAUCAGUUGGAUGACGCCAACAUAUGACUAUAAUAGAAUUGUGUGGUCCUUGUGUUUCAACAGAAUAUUUUGACAAACGGUUCAGUGCAGUUUUUUUUAUAUAUUCAACCUUGAUUUUUCUAGUAAUCAUAAUUGAUAAAAUCUAUAUUGUGUGUUCAGAGCUGCUCUGUUGGAAAAUAAAGGUGGUCCUCUCGUGACACUUCAUUUCAGUGUUGUU
Synchiropus splendidus (mandarinfish) is the source of this 4011-nucleotide messenger RNA. RefSeq names its product ADNP homeobox 2b (gene adnp2b). The transcript has 5 exons. Gene Ontology annotation, molecular function: DNA binding. The coding region runs from base 377 to 3301 and encodes 974 amino acids. Gene Ontology annotation, cellular component: nucleus. Gene Ontology annotation, biological process: regulation of gene expression. The record is from RefSeq and is a predicted model, not a curated record. NCBI's taxonomy places the organism in Eukaryota, Metazoa, Chordata, Actinopteri, Syngnathiformes, Callionymidae.